AUGCUAGCAAAUAUGUGGUAUAUGACAAAUGGUAAAUUUGUCGAAGAAGAAUUAUAUAAACUUGGACUUCAACUAGAAUAUGAGAAUGCAGUUCAUUCUUUUAUAAUCGACGUUGAUGAUGAAAUUGUUAAAAAACAUUUUAACGAGGAAGAACUUUCUAGUAUUCCUGCUCCAAUGAUACAUAAUUUAUCAGAUGAUAUUAUUGAAUAUCUCAAAAAAUUUGUAGACAAGAAAUUCGAAAGAUUCGAUAAAAAUUAUGAUAAGCAUAACUAUCAUGACUUGGACUACAUAAAAUUUACUCUUUAUGCAUUAUGA
Messenger RNA from Entrophospora candida, 315 nucleotides. NCBI's taxonomy places the organism in Eukaryota, Fungi, Glomeromycota, Glomeromycetes, Entrophosporales, Entrophosporaceae. The record is from the annotation of a GenBank genome assembly.